Striga asiatica is the source of this 645-nucleotide messenger RNA. Lineage: Eukaryota; Viridiplantae; Streptophyta; Magnoliopsida; Lamiales; Orobanchaceae. The record is from the annotation of a GenBank genome assembly.
AUGCUUGAAACUGCUGUUGAACUUAGGCAAGCAUUUGAUAGAUUGGCUGAAGAAGAGGACACUAAGUAUAAAAAUGAUGUUCUACGGAUUGAGUUUGAGAAUGAACCUGAUGAACCUAUAGGGAACCAAGGGAAAGUGGGGCCUCCAACUGAUGAUGAUUGGGAAAAAGUUGUUGCAUUUGUCAAGUUUUUGAGAGUGGUUUUUGAUGUUACUUUGAAUGUUCAAGCUGGUUAUUUCACUAGGGUUCUUGAGAGGAUGCUGAAUUAUGAUGCCUUUACUGUAAAAGUAAGAACAAAAAGGUUGAAAGAGUUGAUUGUUACUCUCACUAACUUGUAUGCUUCAAUGAAUGGUGUUCAAAAUUCCAGCACAAAAAAGACAGAUGGUGAUGAAACUUGGAGGAAGAAAGCAAAAAUGAUGGAAGAUAGGAAUAAAGACCUUGAAAAUGUUGAUGUUGUUGUAGAUGCUCAUGAGGUAGACAGAUACCUACUUGGUCCCUUUGAAAAGCCAGAAUUGGACCAAGAGGAGAGAGAGCAUGGAGAGAAGUUGGAUAAACAAAAAGAAAUGGAGUUGAUUGAGAAGAAAAACAAAGCUGUAAAAGCCUCCAAAGGCUUUGAUGCAGGAACUUUUUCCAAAAAGAAAAUUUGA